GGAUUUAAAUCGGCCCGAGCCAAGAACGCGGGCAUGCGAGUGCUAGCGAGGCGGCGCCCGUGCCUAGAGAGUCCUCUGAGCACGGCCGGGUUGGGACCGAAGGAAGUGGGAUUAGGGCUGAAAUAAGCGAGGGACGCGAGCAUGCGAGGCAGUCCCAGUGCUUAGAGCGACCAGGGCGCGCGGAAGGGCCGAGCCCGGGCCGCAGUGUGAAGUGCACACGCGGGUCAGGAGGCGACAGAGGAGGGCAUGGCGCCGCCUCAGCAGUCUCGGGUCCUUCGGUGCUGCAGCUGCCGCCUCUUCCAGGCGCAUCAGGUGAAGAGGAGUCUUCAGUGGACGUGCAAGGCCUGCGGGGAGAAGCAGUCACUCCUGCGGACUUAUGGUGAGGGCUCUGGUGCUGACUGCAGACGCCACGUUCAAAAACUAAAUCUGCUACAGGGACAGGCUUCGGAGCUGUCACUCAGGUCUCCAGAGGAUGCGGAGGGACCCACAGGUCCUGGGCCAACUGGCGGCAGUAGCAGCCUGCAGUUGUCCUUCUGCUUUCCAGGGCCUCCACACCUCCUCCCCACUACACGGCGUGGCCCGGCCCUCGGAGAGCCGCUGGCUGAAGUACCUGGACAAGGGUCCCAGCGCACACAGCCCAGAGCAGCCAGGCCCACCAUGUGGCCAGACCCUCCCCAGCAAAAGCUGGAUGGUCACGACACUUUCCCUCCCAGGAGACGAAGCACAAAACAGCCUCCAUGCAGCCUCCAUGUCCAGGGCUUGGGAAACACCAGGGUCACCUUGGAAUCACAGGACACACCCCACAGGCCCUACAGCACCAGCAAACCUGCUCCUCUCCAGGGGGAGCUGCCAAGUGUGGCCCCAUCUUCUAAAGGGGCACAGUUUCUGCUGUCACCCAGAAGCAGGUCACAGAUGGGCACUGAGCCACUGGCAUCAUUGCAGAAGGACUCAGGCCAGCAUGGGCCGAGCUCCCCAGAGGAGGCCACCUCAGUGAGCCUAUCACCACUGUGCCGGUUGGGGACACCCCAGAGGCAACCUGGGCCCACAGGUCUCAGCAGGUGCCACGCAAGCAACUGUGCAGCCUCUUCUCCACCGGGGAGGACUUCGAUGACACCCUGUGAGGUGCAACUGCUGGGCCGCACUCCCGUUGAACAACAGCGUCCCCCACACAGAGCCGGGUGAGCCAGCCGCCUUCAUCUGAGAACCCCAUGGACAGCAUCUGCGACAGUGAUUCGAUCAGCCGAGGGUCAGCCUCUGCUGAGACAGGAGGACUACUUCAGCUGGGCAAUGCUGAGCCCAGUCUGGGCCACACAACACCGAACCAGGAAAGACAACACCACCCAGCCACAUGGCUUUCACUG
Molecule: messenger RNA, 1361 nt
Organism: Cavia porcellus (domestic guinea pig)
Lineage: Eukaryota; Metazoa; Chordata; Mammalia; Rodentia; Caviidae
Gene: Mrnip
Product: MRN complex interacting protein
Exons: 8
Coding region: 247-1182 (311 amino acids)
Biological process (GO): mitotic G2 DNA damage checkpoint signaling
Cellular component (GO): nucleus
Molecular function (GO): chromatin binding
Source: RefSeq, a predicted model, not a curated record